This is a messenger RNA of Arachis stenosperma, 2268 nucleotides long. RefSeq lists its product as uncharacterized. Lineage: Eukaryota; Viridiplantae; Streptophyta; Magnoliopsida; Fabales; Fabaceae. The record is from RefSeq and is a predicted model, not a curated record. The coding region runs from base 673 to 1677 and encodes 334 amino acids. The transcript has 5 exons.
UUGGCCCAUAGUCCCAUACUCUGCUUUGUAGCUGCGGUUGGAUAACGCAUCUUGUCAAGACCGAUUCGCCACUACAGUCUACAAUUUCAUUUUCUAUUAGACUCUUAUCUUGUCCCAAUUGGAUAUGACAUCCAUUUACCAUUCUUGCCACUUGCCAUUAAUUAAAUAAUUAAAUUUUGUUCUUUCAGAAACGAAGGGAAUAUCUCAAUAUCCACAUCUUAUAGACGUCAGAAGGUAGACCGAAGAUUUGUUAUGACGUGGAGGACCACCCUCUUUUUUUCGGUCAUGGUGGAGGACCACUUAUCAGUCUCUUGACUCUCUUCCAUUCCACUUAAUAUAGUUUUUGGGCCUGGGGAGGGCACCAGGUCGGUGAUCCAGUAGAAGAUGGUAAAGAGGCCCAAUUGUAAUAUGGAUUGAGAGAAUGGCGCGCCGCAGCUUUCAAAAAGUUGAAAAGCGCGGCGAGGCCCGCUUUCUUCCCGCCUGAGAAUUUGGGGCGUGUCUGAGCUCCCAUGAUGAAUAACAUACUCUCACUCUCUCACUACACUGCAGCCUGCAAUUCCAAUUUUUUAGUUGAGGAAACAUGUAAUAGAAUCCUCCUUCCUCUCACUACCCGAACCAAAUUUUGAGGGUUUCAAGAUUCAACACACCAGAUCACCGAUUCGCUUCAGAUUCAUGGUAACCGAAGAGAAUUUCAGCGACAGGGUUCUCAAUUUCAACACCCGUCCUGCACUCUCCGAUGUCACCAACCGCCCCUCCAAGAGGCCCUUUUCUUCCAUCUCCGGCGACUCCCCUCGCAAAACCACAAGCGAUGGGGAUUCCCACUUCGCCAAAAAGAAGUUCCACUUUCAAUUAGGUGCGAAAUUGAGCACGCAGUUCAGCGAUAACGACAAGCUUCAGUUCCCAGAAAAGGGGAAAAACCCUUCCCUCAGUUUCCUCUUCUGCGAUGCCGUCUCUGACGCCUCGUUACGGACACUCUCAUCUCAAACAUCGGAUCCACAGACCAACAAUUUACCGGAGGAACAGAAUUUCUUCGGUGGCGCCGGUGUGACUUCUUUGGGGUUAGGAAACGACGUUCAAGAUAGAAACCCUAGCGGUGUUCCGGAAGGAAUACCCAUAACUGAAGGGUUCAGCAACCGCGUCAUUCAAAAUGACGACACAGAAGUUUGUGUUGAUAAAUUAGCGUCAUCCAAAUCUGUUGCGGUGGAACCGCCGGUGAUCUCUGCUUCCCACGAUUUUGGAUUUCCAGGGCUAGAACGGUGUUCGGCUCUCAAGGGGGUUAGUGGCGCAAACCCGUCUGUUGAUAGCGUCGACCUUCUGAAACAAUGCACUUGUUCCUUUUGCUCCAAAGCUGCUUAUAUCUGGUCGGAUCUCCAUUAUCAAGAUGUGAAGGGCAGACUAAGCGCUCUGAAGAAGAGUCAGAAAGAGGCAAGCACAACGCUUCAGAGGUUUUCUGACUUAAAGGAGAAAUUGGUGCAUGAUCCACAGAGCAGCACAGAGUCAUCCAAAUUAGAAUUGACCCUUAUGGAGCAGUGGAAGUCACUCUUUGUUCAUAUGGGCAACACAUUUGCUCAAGAAACUAAACAGCUUGAAUCAAAAUUUGAAGAACUGAGAGAUUUGAGAGAGAGCUGCAAGAGUAGCCUUGAUUCGACUGACAAUAGCAAUUCUGACAAUCAUUAGUAUUAUAAUGCUUUUGUGAUUGCAAUAUUUCUUCUUGCAGUUUAAUAGUCUCAAUUUUCAAUUAAUAUGCAUGUGAUUGUGGCUUUUAUGGAGAUUUGGUGUCUUUGUAAUACCUCCAAAGAAUCUGUAUAUUUUUUUUUUGUAUCACUUUUCCCAUUGAUUCUACUAUGAGGAGAAUCAAUCUAUUUUGGAGGAUUACUUCCUGUUUAAAUUGUUAUCCAUUAUACUGUUUGGUGUUGGUUUGAAUGGAUUGUUAGGAAGGUCUUUACAGGUGCUGCUUCAUAGUCUGUUCCUUAAAUGAGAUUGCAUCUUGUAUAAGAAGCUUGAUUAGUUAGUUGUCUUAGCAAUUAUCUGUUUAAGCUGCACAUCGCAUGGGAUUUAUAUACGGUUAUUACAAUGUCCUUACUGCUUGGAUUAUCAUCUGCCUAUGUUGUAAUGUUGUAUCAACGAUAGAGGCUAAGUAAGAGAUUACUUGCACCCAAUGUAUACGGUUCGCUGCAACAGGACGGCAGUUACAAUUUAGUGAUGUGGGUUUCACACCACCUUUUUUAGGUUGGUUCUCCUUUUGGACCUUGGGACCUUUGAAAUAUA